AUUCUCAUCCGUUUUCUCCUAAAAACCGAUUAGAACGACACUCAGACACAGACACAUACCACCACACCUCCCUCUCUUUCUCUCUCCUCAUUGCUGUAUUUCUUACCCAAUUUUUUAGGGUUUCCGAUUCAUCCAUUUUUCUCUCUCUUCCAUUUCAUUCCGAAGAUCUUGCGGAUUUUUUUGGUGAUAUCUCUUUUUUUUUUAUUUUCGUCUGUCUUGGCUCGAGAUCCGGGCCAAGUACAGGAGGGAAGGAGAAAUUUGCGGCGGUUUGAUUGUUGGAGUUUGGAUUUUGGCUAGUGUUUCUUCGUGAUUUCGAUCGGUUCUUGUUGGAGUUUUUGAGGCUUUUUAUGCUGUUGUAAUCAAUUUGAGGGCUUGAAAAUGGCGUCGGAGGGAUUCUUGACAGAAGAGCAGAGGGAGAGGAUGAAGAUAGCUUCGAUGAAUGUAGAGAAUUCAGUACCGGUUCCUUCAAAGUUGUUAUCAACUUCACCUAAGAAUUUGUCCUCUUCGCCGAAAUUGACUUCUGCCUACCUUGCCGAUCACCAUGGAAAAACUGGUGGUGGAGGAGGAGGUGGUGGCAAGGCGCCUGCUGUGAGACAUGUUCGUAGGUCGCAUUCAGGCAAGCAUAUCAGAGUCAAGAAGGAGGGUGCUGGCGGUAAGGGAUGCUGGGGAAAGCUACUUGAUACUGAGUGUGAAGCGCAUCUUGACCGUAAUGAUCCUAACUAUGAUAGUGGCGAGGAGCCAUACAAGCUUGUUGAAGCAACCGUCACUGACCCCUUGGAUGAUUACAAGAAAGCUGUGGUUUCAAUUAUAGAGGAGUAUUUCAACAAUGGUGUGGUUGAAGUGGCUGCGUCUGAUCUCCGAGAACUAGGAUCAAGUGAAUACCAUCCUUAUUUCAUCAAGAGGCUUGUGUCAAUGGCUAUGGACAGGCAUGAUAAGGAGAAAGAGAUGGCUUCUGUUUUGCUUUCAGAUCUUUAUGCAGAUGUCAUCAGUCCAUCCCAGAUCAGUCAAGGUUUCAUUCUACUGCUCGAGUCUGCAGAUGACCUCUCUGUUGAUAUUCCUGAUGCAGUUAAUGUGCUUGCAUUAUAUGUUGCCCGUGCUGUUGUUGAUGACAUCCUUCCUCCGGCAUUUGUCACAAGGGUUCAGAAAAAUCUUCCGGAAUCAUCCAAGGGGCUUCAGGCUGUUCAAAUUGCCGAGAAGAGCUAUCUCUCUGCUCCACACCACGCGGAACUCGUAGAGCGAAAAUGGGGUGGCAGUACUCACCUUACUGUCGAAGAAGUGAAGAAGAAGAUUGCUGAGCUGUUGAGGGAAUAUGUCGAGAAUGGAGAUGCAUUGGAAGCCUGUAGGUGCAUCAGAGAGCUGGGUGUUUCAUUUUUCCACCACGAGGUCGUGAAGAAAGCUUUGAUUCUUGGCAUGGAGACCAAAUCAACUGAACCUCUCAUUAUGAAGUUGUUGAAGGAAGCAUCUGAAGAAGGCGUUAUAAGCACGAGUCAGAUGAUAAAGGGGUUUUAUCGGGUUGAGGAGAGCCUUGACGACCUUUCUUUGGACAUACCAUCUGCCAGGUCACUGUUCCAGUCCUUUGUUCCUAGGGCAAUAUCUGAAGGAUGGCUUGAUGCUUCAUUUACAAAACUGACUACUGAUGGGGACUUCCCAAAACACAACGAUGAGAAGCUGAAACGGUACAAGGAGGAGAUAGUGACGAUUAUUCAUGAAUACUUUUUAUCUGAUGAUAUUCCUGAACUCAUUCAUAGUCUUCAAGAUCUUGGUGCCCCUGAGUUGAACCCAGUUUUCCUGAAAAAGCUGAUCACCCUUGCCAUGGACCGGAAAAACAGGGAGAAAGAGAUGGCAUCUGUUCUUCUCUCUGGGUUACAUAUAGAGAUUUUCUCCUCAGAGGAUAUUGUGAAUGGCUUUGUAAUGCUCUUAGAAUCUGCUGAAGACACGGCACUUGAUAUUUUAGAUGCGUCAAAUGAGCUUGCUCUUUUCCUGGCUAGGGCAGUGAUUGAUGAUGUUCUGGCCCCACUUAACCUCGAUGAGAUUGCAAGCAAGCUGCCACCCAACUGUAGCGGAAGUGAAACUGUACAUAUGGCGAGAUCACUUGUCUUCUCACGGCACGCGGGUGAGAGGAUCCUCCGUUGUUGGGGAGGUGGCUCGGGGUGGGCUGUGGAAGAUGCUAAGGACAAGAUAAUGAAACUUCUAGAAGAGUUUGAGAGCGGAGGUGUUGUUGGGGAAGCAUGCCAGUGCAUUAGGGAUCUUGGGAUGCCUUUCUUCAACCACGAGGUUGUGAAGAAAGCAUUAAUCAUGGCUAUGGAAAAGAAGAAUGACCGAAUGCUUGAUCUUCUUCAGGAGUGUUUCAGUGAGGGGCUUAUCACGAUCAACCAGUUGACUAAAGGGUUUGCUCGUAUCCAGGAUGGGCUCGAUGACCUGGCACUUGACAUUCCAAAUGCUCAGGUUAAAUUUGAAUCUUACAUGGAGCUUGCUAAGAAACGAAACUGGAUCCUGCCGGGUUUUGAUUCAAAUGGUGAGGAUGGCUCGUUGGCUGCAACUUCUUAAGAAAGAAAGAAAGUAAAAUACUCAACAUGGUUAUUUGGUGUUAGCGCAUUUACCUCUUCAGUACUGUGCUGUUAGUUGGCUCCUUAUGUUACUUUGAAUUUCUUGGUUUUCACCAUCUGAGAUAUGAUAGAGUUUAUUUUGAGGGUUAGAUGUAUAAAGAAAGUCUUCAUUUCUAUUAAAAUUGACUUGGUUUAGACUUGGGAAAACUUUUGCACUAGUUAUUUUGUAAGUUGACUGACUUUUUUGUUAGUUGAUACUUGAUGAUGACAUUGUUGAGUAGAA
Molecule: messenger RNA, 2829 nt
Organism: Spinacia oleracea (spinach)
Lineage: Eukaryota; Viridiplantae; Streptophyta; Magnoliopsida; Caryophyllales; Amaranthaceae
Product: MA3 DOMAIN-CONTAINING TRANSLATION REGULATORY FACTOR 1
Exons: 4
Coding region: 379-2547 (722 amino acids)
Biological process (GO): negative regulation of DNA-templated transcription
Source: RefSeq, a predicted model, not a curated record